Molecule: messenger RNA, 2427 nt
Organism: Exophiala spinifera
Lineage: Eukaryota; Fungi; Ascomycota; Eurotiomycetes; Chaetothyriales; Herpotrichiellaceae
Exons: 2
Coding region: 1-2427 (808 amino acids)
Source: RefSeq, a predicted model, not a curated record
AUGUCAAGUUUGUCCCAGUUCCCUUUCGAUAUUCUCUAUCAAGUGGCCGGCCAACUCGACGUUGUCUCUUAUGACAGUCUUUCCAAAGCUUCUCGUUCGCUGCAUGAUUGCCUUCGGGACGAACAUACGGCGAGGAUUUCAGUCCAUGCGAGCGUUCUCUUUUCCCCAUGGUCCCAAUUGGCCCUAUCAGCAAACAAGGGCAGCUUUAGGACGACAAUUGACCGGGUCAGCUUGUGUAACAAUGCAUUUCAGACUGCAUCGCCAUACUCUGCCAGUGUUUUAGGCCAUGCUACGAGCUUCUCGUACCACGGCGGGAUUGUCUGUUACACUACAAGUUCCCACCUUCGCAUUCUUGAUUUCAAUCACCGUCCAACUUCGGAGAAGGUCUUCGCUCAUGCAUUCUUCCGAAAUUUCCUCGCUUCAUCAAAACAAGGCGCCGUCAAAGUUGAGCUUGAGACUUUCAGAACCCUUCAGCUUAAAGGGUGCGCAGAUAACGUUGCCAUCUUGACUUGCCAUUUGGGGAUCUACGGUCUACAUCUUUUUGCCGUCAAUAUAUCCGAGGACUUCUAUGAGUCAUCUCCGGGUACUACCAACAUACGUCGCUCCCGUAUCGUGCUUUCGACACCACUGAUCUCGAAUAAGAAGCUCUUCGUCAGGCACAACUCAAGAUAUAUCAUCUGGGGAACGCAUUCGGCGGCCGGGAAUGAAGGGCAUCACGAAUGGCUGCUAUACCGACAUGACCUGGCGACGCCGAACGUUGUGAGCAAGGAGCCGCUGCAGUUGAGUGGCUUUUCCGGCGGCGAGGUCGGCUCGACGGCCUGCUUUACGAUUUUCGAGGAUCAUUUUUACGCUGUUACGAACCAGGCAAGCUUCGAAACCGAAGAGGUUGACUGGACAAGCUACUACCAUGUCGUGAAGUUUCGUCUGGACAGCGAAAACCCUGACGUCGUACCUCGAAUGGUAUGGCGACGGCAACAUCUCGAAGGACCAAUCAACGACGCGUGGACGGAUCUAGGGUUCCAAAUCGACCAUCGUACGGGCGAGCUGUUGAUCGUCGAGUGUCGCAAGGAAUGGGUUGACGGCGGUAGCCGUUGUGUCCGGACGUAUUACUCUCAACCCAUGAAGAGGGCGGUUCUCCUGGAUGCCGAGGCCAUACCCCGCGCACCUCCCGAUGAUCCCCUCCGGCGGACUCUGGACGAGAAGAACAACAGUCACUACGAGGACUCGCACGUCAGAAUUGAGAGGUACAUGCACUCGGAGUACGCAAAAUAUGGAGCCGGUGAAGACGCCAGGGACCGGAAGAAGGAGUACAUUCGCGCCAAGACCAAAUGGAACGGAUACGAUUUCAACCGGCAGUGCUUCGUGGACCUCGUGAGUGACGAUGUCACAGAUGAAGGGAGCUGGCGACCGCGGGAGAGACUUCGGCUCCGGAUCGUGAGUAGGAAGGAGAUCAGCCCUCUCGUAUUGGACCAAGAAGCCUAUGUCCAUGGGACCGAAAACGAGGACCUGACGACGGGACAACGACAGAAUGGAGACUUGAAAUACCGAGUGCGCCCACGGGUCAAGGGCAAGGACGGAGUUGCACUCACGGACGGGGAGGAAAAGUUCACAUCGAGCGAGAUUGUCCUGUGGCCUUCGGACGCCAUGGAAGUCCCGAGGGGUCUGGACGAUGUGUUGUGCCCCGGCGGCAAGGCUGGCGACGUCACGGCCGUGCUCGGGUACGAGGGGAUCGUGUACCUCGCUGGGCCGGCCGACUGGACCAAAGGAGGUGAGAGGGCUCUCGUGUUUGUGUGUUUCGAUCCGACAUUUGGCUUUGACGGUAUGAAGAGGGUAGACGGGUCGGUGGCCGUGCCGAGAGCGAGGGGUGGAGAUGAUGUGGCAGGAGGGAGAGAACAAGAAGCCCGGGGGUCAAAAGAACGUGAUAAGAAGAAGAGAAGAACGAGCGAGUCGGUUGUCUCUUCAGCCGCGAUUCUCGACGGCGACACAGGCGGCGAUGUGAAGGAGAGGAUGACGGCCCACGGGCUCGUCCAGAGGACUAACAAGCGGAUCAAGAGUGAGGAGGGUGGCACCGUGCAUGAGACUGAGGCCGAGGUUGCCACCGCGCACAAGACGACCGUGACUGAGGCCGAUGCCGACGCUGGUCUCCGGCGGUCUGAUCUGUCGCCGUACCAGUCGGCACCUCGGGUGACGACCACAACUACGACUGCGGCUGCGACUUGUCCCACCCCUCUCGGCGGUCUGGGAGCCGGGCCAUCGUCGACGACUUCGGCGCCGUCUGCUCGCACCCCAGACGCGUCCAGAGACGACAAGGCGAGUGUCAAUAGUGUCAAGACGACAAAGCCCAAAGUCAGCAGCACCGCUGGCAGAUCGACAUGGCGUGAGAAAGCAGCGCAUGUAUCGAUCGGCAAGGGAUUCUGGUUACGCUAG